AUGCACAUUUUCACCUCCAUCAUCGCGUUCAGCCUCCUCGCCGUUUUCGCCUACUCCCAAUGCUGCGGCGGCAACACCGUCGGAGGUAACUACCGUAUCCAGUACGACCGUAAUCCUUUCUUAAAGCUUGCGUCAACGAGUUCUGUCCGAAUGGGACAAUGUGCACGAACGGCUGGUGCUGUCCGGGAUGCUACGACACGUGUUCGAACUGCUACCAGUACACGGGCUACUGUAACAAUCCGUACUAUUCGUGCAGUAUGAGCUGCUGUCAGGCCACUUGUGGACGGUGUCAUGCGUGA
Molecule: messenger RNA, 299 nt
Organism: Caenorhabditis sp. 36 PRJEB53466
Lineage: Eukaryota; Metazoa; Nematoda; Chromadorea; Rhabditida; Rhabditidae
Source: the annotation of a GenBank genome assembly